This is a messenger RNA of Didymosphaeria variabile, 327 nucleotides long. RefSeq lists its product as uncharacterized. The record is from RefSeq and is a predicted model, not a curated record. The coding region runs from base 1 to 327 and encodes 108 amino acids. NCBI's taxonomy places the organism in Eukaryota, Fungi, Ascomycota, Dothideomycetes, Pleosporales, Didymosphaeriaceae. The transcript is spliced from 2 exons.
AUGACCUCCAACCCAGAUACGCUCGCCGUCCUCAACAGCGCGACCCUCGGCGCCGCGAUGCCUGUAGUCACGCUGCCUGACGGCUCCAAGAUACAAACCGGCACCGUCGGCGCUCUACUAGUCAACAUCCGAGAGUACGAUCAACUCAUAUCCGGCUCGAGCGCUGACGAAGGCAAGAAGAAAGAGUUGGAGGAGAAGAUGGCGGCGAGUAUGCCGGUGCUGAAGAAGGCGGGUUUGUUUGGUCUGUUUAGGCCUGAUGAGUGGAUUAACGGAGGAAGUCCUGGGAGGAAGUUUGUGGGGGACCUUGCAAUGAGGGAAGGCUUGUAG